AUGCAGCCGACGCUCAACCCGCGCGGCGCGGGCGAGCGCGACUGGGUGCUUGUUGAGAAGUGGAGCGUCAAGGUCAUGCACCGCCACGAGCGCGGCGACGUGGUCGUGCUCUGGGCCCCCGACGCGCCCCACCAGCAGAUUGUGAAGCGACUGCUCGCGCUGGAGGGGGACACGAUUGACGUGCCAGGGGAGGGCGCGGUCACGGUGCCUGAGGGCCGCUGCUGGGUGGAGGGAGACAAUGGCAAGGAAAGCCUCGACUCACGCUCUGCCUACGGCCCGGUGCACAUGGGUCUGCUUGAGGGGCGCGUGGCGUACAUUGUGUGGCCCCCCUCACGCAUGCGGCGCGUCAAGCCGGCAUGCCCCCCUGGGCGGCUGCUGCACGCCGCCGGCGCCGGCGAGCCCGAUGCGCUGUGA
Molecule: messenger RNA, 414 nt
Organism: Monoraphidium neglectum
Lineage: Eukaryota; Viridiplantae; Chlorophyta; Chlorophyceae; Sphaeropleales; Selenastraceae
Product: inner membrane protease subunit 2
Exons: 4
Coding region: 1-414 (137 amino acids)
Biological process (GO): mitochondrial respiratory chain complex assembly
Cellular component (GO): membrane; mitochondrial inner membrane peptidase complex
Molecular function (GO): serine-type endopeptidase activity
Source: RefSeq, a predicted model, not a curated record